AUGGCCGACGCCAGUUUCCCCUUCAACGCCUACCUAACCAACGUAGUCCAGCUGCUCGACGCGAUCCAGCACAAAGACACGAGCUACACCCACGCCGAGCGCGCCCACCGCCUGCGCCACGCCUACAGCGCCGGGGCACAACACUUCGCGCAGUCGCGCGUCCAGGCCGCCCUGGCGACCAGCUCGACCACCAGCCCGCAGCGGCUCGAGGCCGCGCUGCGCACCACGGCGCGGAUGGUGGUGUGUGCAUGGGUCGACAUCAACCCGGACCUGCAGGCCGUCCUGACCAUCUUCUGGACGUACCAGACGGUGCUGGACGACGCCACCGCCGCCGACCCGCGCAGCGUCAUGGGAACGUUUGUCCAGGAUCUGGUUUCGGGCACGGAGCAGAAGUCCCCCUGGUGGAGGCUGGUGAAUGCGUAUAUGCCCGUCCUGCUGGAGCACUAUGGGCCGUUCUGCUCUCUGAAUAUCUAUCGGGGCGUGGUGGACUACUUCCAAGGCUGCUGGAUCGAGCAGCACAACAUCCAGGGCUACCCCGGCUCCAGCGAAUUCCCCGACUUCCAACGCCGGCUCAGCGGCCUCGGGCCGUCUGUCUCCGGCACGCUAUUCCCCAAGGCCAGCUUCGACGAACAGCGGCUCAUGGCCGAGAUCGCAGUCGCCACCAGCACCAUCGACGUCUACCUGGCGCAGGUCAACGACCUGUUCUCCUUCUACAAGGAGUUCGACAUCGCGCACGACCAGACCGGGCUCGUCAACAACUACUGCCACGUCGACGGCCUCGGCCGCGAGGCGGCCCUCGGGAGGCUCACGCGCAACGUGGUCCGCGUCGCGCGGCAGAUGCUGGCCGUGUUCGGGACCCUGACGGGCUUCAUGCAUGGGUACGUGACGUGGUACUUUCUCGACGAGCGGUACAGGAUGAGCGAGGUCUACCAGCGGGCGGGGAACGACGACGACGAUGCCGUGGGCUUGGCGUUUCGCCGCUACUAUGAGGCGGCUUGGGAGGACGCGCACGUCUAUCUGGCCGAGUGGGCGGAGCCGAGCUUGACGUCCCUCUUGAUGGGGCCUGACUCUGCCGGAUAUACAUAA
Messenger RNA from Anthostomella pinea, 1086 nucleotides. NCBI's taxonomy places the organism in Eukaryota, Fungi, Ascomycota, Sordariomycetes, Xylariales, Xylariaceae. The record is from the annotation of a GenBank genome assembly.